GAAGUGAUUUGUUAAAACACCCAAGCUGUAAACCUUUCCGAGUCUCUAGACAAGGCUUCACGAACUUUCAUUCAAGCAGAAAGAAGAGAAACGAAACAAGAGCUCCUCACAGCUGCAUCAACAGCGAAUCGACAUGGAUGCACACACAAAGAAAACCGAACCAACCAACACUGACAUAGAAGAGGAUGAUAAGAAACCCUACAUUCUGCAAUUGCCAGACCACAUAACAGUGCAGAUAUUCUGCAAAGUCCCAAUUAAAACCCUCAUCCAAUGCCAGUGUGUGUGCAAGUCUUGGCGCCAUUCGCUCUCAGACCCCCAGUUUACCAAACACCUAUUUUCACAAACACCCCCUUCAUUUUUGUUCCAUGGCUUAAGAGGCGGCCCCAUAAACCCCAAAUCGGAGGGAUACUUAUUGUUCGACCUUGAUAAGGUCUCAAACCCAAAUGACUUUGUACUGAAGCUUGCUAGAGAUCCAAAUGUCCACGCUCUUCGUGUGGGCAUUUUGGGUUCUUGCAAUGGUUUGCUCUGCAUAUAUGAAUUGAACCAACGCCAUUUUUACAUUUCCAAUCCCAUUACUAGCGAGUCUUUAGCGCUUCCAGUGAUAUCCUUGUCUCCCCAUACUAUCGCCUAUUGUCAGCGUCGGAGAAUUGAUAAUCCGUAUUAUUGUGGGUUUGGGUUUAGUCCCAUCAGUAAUGUCUACAAAGUUGUUGUGUUUAUGUCUCCGAGUGAUAAAUCUAGUGAAGAUGAAGUAUUGGUUUUGACUGUUGGCUCCAGGAUUUGGAGAAGCAUUGGGGAUGUGUCUGUGUUCCCUUCCUCUCGGUUUCAACCAUAUGGGGUUUAUCUUAAUGGAUUCCUUCAUUGGGUUGGUCAGUAUGGGGAUAGUUCGACUUUCAUAUGGGCCUUUGACGUUGAAAGGGAGCAUUUCCAGCAGUUACCACUUCCUCCCUGUUAUUUGGACUUAGACCAGCUGCCGAGCUGUUUGGAUUUGCUAGAAACUCAAUUUACCCUUGGAGUCUUGAAUGGUUGCCUCUCUGUAACUGUUCGCUCUUGCUCGACUCGUAAUAUCAAUGUCUGGAUGAUGAAGGAUUAUGGCAUUAACGAGUCUUGGACCAAAGAGCUUGAAAUUAGCAACGAAGCACUUGAUUCUCCAACUUUUGCCCGAGUGUUGAAGUUUACAGAGGAGGGGAAAGUCUUGUUGUUAAAUGGGUCUCACUUGCAGGCUUACACUCCUGGAACAAGGGGUGUUGUGAUGGUUGAGGUUGAUGGGAUGCUAUCAUUGAUCGAUGAGUGUGUUCAUAUUCCAAGCUUUCUGCAGCUUAGAGAUAUCAUCGCAGGCUAGAGCUCAAAGGCUAGAGCUCCUUUUAGGAAUGAUUCUUUGCUCCGUUGUGACGGUUGAGGUUGAUGGGAUACCAUCAUUGGUCGAUGAGUGUGUCCAUAUUUCAAGCUUUGUUCAGCUUAGAGAUAUCAUCGCAGGCUAGAGCUCAAAGUUGACAGGGGCUAAUUUCGUCUGAUUUGACAUGGAUACUUCUGUGUAUGAGGCAGCAAGAUCGGGGGAUCUUGGUUUUCUUGAAAAAAGUGGAGACUGUGAGCAUCUUCUUCUGCAGAAAACACCGAGGAAUAAUAAUAUUCUUCACCUUGCAGCUGAGUUUGGACAAAUCGAUUUCUUCAAAGUCGUCCUGAUCCACAGUCAAUCUCCACAGUUUUGGGCCACCAACAACAAAGGCGACACUCCCAUGCAUGUAGCUGCUAGAGCAGGCUGUGAUGAAAUAGUAGGGUUGCUCAUUAAUCAAGCAAGGAAGCUAGGAGUAGAUGAGGAGGGUGCGCUGGCCGAUGGCGAAGCGUAUAAAGAGUUACUCCGGACCAAAAAUUCAAUUGGCGAUACGGCACUACAUGUUGCUAUCAGACAAGGUGACCUCGAGGUCGUGAUCCUAUUGGUUGAAGCCGACUCCGGACUAUGUUGUUUAACUAACAUCGCCAACGAGUCGCCAUUAUUCUUAGCUAUUUGCAAGGGGUAUGGAAGCAUAGCUCUGCACAUGUUAGGCAAUUCGCCAACGUCUCCUUCCUUUGAGGGGAUUAAUGGCGUCACGGCUUUACAUGCCGCAGUUACUCGCAUUAACUGUGAAGUAUUGAUGCAGCAAGAUAGUUCUAUUUCUUACAUCUUGGACAAAUCUGGAAUGUCAGCUCUUCAUGUUGCGGCAUACGCAGGCCGUCCGAAAGUGAUGGAAGAGUUGACUCAAUGGCGGCCUGAUACUUGUGAAUUGGUCAAUCACAAAGGCCAAACGGUUCUGCAUGCAGCAGUUUUAGGUGAUCAAUUUGAUGUUAUCAGCUACAUUGUGGACACGCCUAAAUAUGCAGGACUUAUAAAUGAAGCUGACAACGACGGAAACACACCUUUGCAUCUAGCUGCUAGUCGAAGUAAUCCUAAUGUCCUGAUAGCUUUGGCAAAGAACCCUAGAGUGGAUAGUACUGCUAUCAAUAAUCAACACUUGAAGGCUGUUGACAUUUUUCUUGGGGACGAUAUUGAACUGAGUGCCUUCAGUGGAUUGCCGGUUUCGAGACUUUUGGGCCGCGCUGUUGGUGUGCCAGUCUUCCAACAACAAAUCCGCCGUGAAUUUAUGAAACUGGAAUCACCGGAAAAGAAGGAUACACCAAACAGCACUUUGGUCAUUGCAAAGAAGAGAGCACUUGAAGCUUAUUGGGAUGACUCGAACAAGUUUAACACUGAUCUAGUGGUAGCGAUGCUUAUUGCAACCGUCACUUUUGCAGCAGCUUUCACAAUGCCUGGAGGAUUCAAAAGCAACGGAAUGGCCGUCUUGUACAGAAGGGCAUUUUUCGGAGUGUUUGUGGUAUCCGACGCCAUCUCCUUCUUUCUAUCAAUUAUUGUGGUGUAUAACCAUUUUAGGUUGUCAGCUUUCUCACGGGUCAUUCUAACGACACCUUCAAGUUUCAUUCAGUACUCCAUUGGAGGAAUGGUGGUAUCAUUUUCUUCAGGUAUGUUUCUAGUGCUACCCAAAUACAGUCCACUUGGCAUUCUGAUCAUUGUAGUAGCUUGCAUAGUCUGCUUUGGUAUCAUCAGAAAGUACAGUCUUGCUGAGAUACCGAACAAGCGCCAAGUGCCGUCAGGGCAAUGGCUCCGAUCCCGCAUAAUCUGAUGCUGCUGCUUGCUUGAAAAACAGUCUUUACUGGUUUCAUCUUUCAUUUGUGCAAGUUAGACGGUGUAUUUGCUUACCUUAUCAUGAAAUGAAGCUAUGUUUUUGGUGUCCUGUA
Molecule: messenger RNA, 3267 nt
Organism: Malus domestica (apple)
Lineage: Eukaryota; Viridiplantae; Streptophyta; Magnoliopsida; Rosales; Rosaceae
Source: RefSeq, a predicted model, not a curated record